CGAAACGUUUACAAUCUCCAUUCCUACAACCAUCGUGAAUGAUUUCUCCUCGUCAUACCGCCCUUUCUUCUAUCACUCCUCUCCUCCUCCUCUCCUCCACUCUACCAAGCUCCUAACCAACAGAUGCCUUCCGAAACACGACUGUUAUCCUAAAUCACGAUGGACGGCCCUCUGGCGGUCAUUCCAGGGGUCAACUCCAAUGGCAUCUCCCCAACAGACACGCCCGGCCUCCCUUCACCACCCGCAGCUGUCGACCCGAACAUUCUCCUCGAUCAUAUCACUCGGGUGCUGGAAGUCACUUUGGGCGCCACGAAGGAGGACUUGGAACAGAAUCGAAGCAUCCUAACCCCGUCACAAAUUGAGAAUACCCUUUCGCAAUGUACAUGGUUUUCCAAGGAGGGCGCUGUUGCCCUAUAUUGCUUCAAAGAGGCAUAUUUAGAAGAUGAUACGGAUGCUGUGAAUGGGGAGCAAGGACUUAGCAGCGACCGAUUUCGAUAUGUUCUCUCCGGGGAGUUCAAGCCCACCACGACUUGCGUCACGUCCGUCGCGUUUCUCAAACAAGCGGAAAUGCUCGAUCCCAGCGCCCCGAUAGCCGACCAGAUUCGCCUGAUAAACCUCCCUGGCUUGAGUGCGGCCGGAGCGCAGUCUUCUUCGGUCGUCCCAGCAGCGAAUCCAUUUCAGGUCUUCCAUUCCUUCCUUCACCACACCCUCGGCCCAUUCUUCGAUGCAUACGAACGGGGACAACUCGAUGAAUCAGGACCAUGGGUAUCUCAAGGCCAGUCGGAUUCUCGAACCGGAAUCCCUGGCGCGAAGAAGAAGCUGGCCGAGCUCGAACUCAGCCUUCAACAUCUGCAGCAGAACAUUGAGAUCCCGGCUUUAUCGCUACCGAUGCACCCGCUUAUUCAGAUGGGACUGGAUGCAGCCCAGACACGCUCAGACGAUCGUCCUAAAAUAGAUUUGGUUCCCCAGAAGUUGUUCACCGAUGCCCAUUUGUUGAACCAGUUGCAAGCCACGGUGAACGGUUGGAUCCGGAACAUUCAAACUAUCACCAAGACGACACGGGAUCCAGCAACAGGAAGUGCCUCGCAAGAGAUUAAUUUUUGGAUCAGCUUCGAGUCGGCGCUGGAGAAUAUCGAAGAGCAAUUGCGGAGCGAUGGGGUGCGGUUGACUCUGGAAGUCUUGCGGCAUGCCAAACGAUUCCAAGCUACGGUUAGCUUCAGCGCAGACACAGGACUGAAAGAGACGAUGGAAAUGGUGCAGAAGUACAACUUGCUUAUGCGCGAUUUUCCCUUGGAAGAGCUGCUAUCCUCCCAGUCGCUGGCAAAGGUGAAAGAGGCGAUUAUCCUCAUAUUCUCGCACCUGAAUAAGAAGCUCCGCGCGUCACCAUAUCCGAUUAAACGAGCGAUUCCAUUUGUCGAGGCCAUUUCUAGCGACCUGGACGCGAAGAUCCAUUCUCUGGUCAAUGGACGGCGACUUAUGCACCUGGAGUACCGCGAGUUCCAGCAGGUCAUUGAAAUCACGAACGGAAUCUGGAUUGCUUGGGAAGACCAACUGAGGGGAUUCACGAAUGUCGCUCGAGAGACAUUGAAACGCCGAAAAGAUGGUUUCAUCCCCGUCAAGGUCAACGCAAACCAUCUGAAGACGAAAGAGCGACUCCAAUAUAUCGGCCAAUUCCGCCACAACCACGAACAGCUCCAGAGAACCAUCAUCAACGUGCUUGGUCCUGCGAGCUCUGGUGUCGUCAAAGAUCUGUCCGAUUCGAUCAAUGGCACCCAUGCUGUUCUUGUCGCGGAGAUGGGCGAUGUUGACGCUGUCGAGGAGGUUGCCCAAGCAUACGCUGCUGUUAAAGACAUUGAUGUCCUCGAUGUUACCAUGGAGGGGACGCAGACGUGGGCUCACGCUGAAGUUGCCUACAAUGACCGGACCCAACGAGUGGAGAACUCCAUCAUCGCACGACUACGGGAUCGCCUUGCGACUGCCCGGAACGCGAACGAAAUGUUUCGGGUCUUCUCCAAGUUCAAUGCGCUCUUUGUCCGACCGAAAAUUCGCAGCGCCAUUCAUGAAUAUCAAACGCAGCUCAUCGACAACGUGAAAGCGGACAUCUCGGCGCUUCAUGAACGAUUUAAGCAGCAGUAUGGCCACUCCGAGGCCCACGGGAUGGCUCAGCUUCAUGACCUACCCCCCGUGUCAGGCGCCGUGAUCUGGGCCCGGCAAAUCGAGAGGCAGUUGGAAGGGUACAUGAAGCGCGUCGAGGAUAUUCUUGGCAAAGAAUGGGAUCUCCAUGCAGAGGGGCAGAAGUUGCAGAGCGAAAGCAACAUGUUCCGAAAGAAGCUCGACACGAGACCCGUGUUCGACGCAUGGCUUCAUGAGGUUGCAAGACGGAAUCUUACAAUCUCGGGAAGACUAUUCGCAAUCAACAAGACAAGAGCGUCUGGAAACCUUUACGAAAUCGCGGUAAACUUCGAUCCUCAGAUCAUCACGCUGUUCAAGGAGGUCCGCAAUUUACUCUGGCUGAACUAUCAGGUUCCUCACGCCAUUGCGAACAUCUCGAAGGAGGCAAAGCGCGUAUACCCAUUCGCAGUCUCUCUCAUGGAAUCGGUUCGGACCUACUCGCAAACAUCCCGCGUCAUCAGCGGCAUGACCGACGUUUCCUUACUCCUCUCCGGAUAUCAAAACGACGCUCAAAGCUUGAUUGCCAAAGGAAUUCCGCUGCGAUGGGAAUCAAUUGUCCAUUCCUACGACAUCCACUUCCGCCAGCCGUUCCCGGCCGGCCCUUCGGCAGACGGCUCCGCACCCGUUUCGAGGGGCGAGAGCAAACACGUCCAAUUUAUCCGCGAGUUCGCCUCGGCAGUAUCGCUGUUGCAAACGAAGGUCGCUACCCUGGCGUCAAUAUUCGCAACCGUCCAAGCUGCGCUGCGCGACCUGGAGACCUGCCACUGCACCAGCGAAGACCUGCUAAGACAUCUUGGGACCAUCCAGGGCGCGGUCGAUCAACUAAAUCUCGAAAACUAUGUCAACCUCCCUCAUUGGGUUGCUGGGAUGAAUGACCGCGUCGCAGAUAUUCUGCGGGCGCGUUUAGACCAUGCCAUCGCCGAAUGGAUUGAGCUCUUUGAUUCUGAGGAAUUGUCCGACGCGGCCAAGGCUCGCCUCAAGCAAGCCGAGCCAGACAAAGAGCCCUCGAAGUACCUGCCGCAGUUGAACGCGAUUCUACUAGAGGUCUGCAUGAAGAAUCAAUUGAUAUACUUGGACCCACCGCUGGAAUUCGCUAGGGCCAGUUGGCUCGAGCAGCUGCAUAAAUGGCUAUCCAUCAUCUGCGCGCUGCCGAAGAUCAAAGCAACCCGAUAUGAAUUGCGAGUUGAGACUAGUACUGACGCCAGCGUGGAGGAAACCUUCUCCGAGCUCACGAGCAAAUGCGCCAAUAGCCUGACCACGGUGUACAGCAGCGUGGAAGCUCGCGUCGCCGAAACUAGCGAGUACGUUGCCAAAUGGCUACAGUUUCAAAGCUUGUGGGAUCUCCGGUCGGAGCACGUUUACGACAAUCUCGGCGACGACCUCGCACGGUGGCUGCAACUUCUCCAAGAGCUCCGGAAGAGCCGAUCGACCUUCGAUACAUCGGCCAAUAGCAAGAGAUUCGGCCGGUUCUUAACGGUCGAUUACGAGCAGGUCCAGGUGAAGGUGAAUGCCAAGUACGACCAAUGGCAACAUGAGAUCCUCAUCAACUUCGCCUCGCGACUGGGUGCCCGUAUGACAGACGUUUUCAACGAGCUCGAGAAGGCGCGAAAAGACCUCGAGACGCAUUCCCUGGAAGCUUCGUCAACCGCCCACGCCGUCAGCUUCAUCACCACGGUCCAGCAGUGCAAACGACGCGUCAAGACAUGGGCUCCGGAAAUCGAAACCUUCCGGUCCGGCCAAACGACGCUGUCCCGUCAGCGCUAUCAGUUCCCGUCCGAAUGGCUACAUGUCGAUCAGGUCGAGAAUGAGUGGGCGACGCUCAACGACAUCCUCGAGCGAAAGGCCAAGAUCGUCCAGGAUCAGACCGAUGCACUGCGAGCCAAGAUCGUGGCGGAAGAUCGGGCUGUGAGCCAGAAGAUCGCGGAUGUUGCACGGGAGUGGGCGGAAGAGAAACCGGUGUCAGGGACAAUCCCUCCGGAGGAAGCCAGCUCACGACUGCAGUCGUUCGAUUCACGGCUUCUGAAGCUUCGAAAUGAGUCCGAGAUGGUGGCGAAGGCGAAGGAGGCACUUGAUCUUCCCGGUUCUCCGGAGACAGUGUUAAUAGCCCUUCUUGAGGAGGUUCAAGACUUCAAAUCCGUUUGGAGCGCACUGAGCACGAUCUGGUCGCGAUUGAACGACCUUCGAGAGACGCUAUGGACUUCCAUCCAACCUCGGCGUCUGCGAAAGGGCCUGGAAGAACUCAUCCAGAUGACGAAAGAUAUGCCGGCUCGCAUGCGGCAAUAUGCGGCGUUCGAGCACGUCCAGAACGUGUUGCGCCAACUACUCAAGGUCAAUCCUCUCCUUCAAGACAUGCGAUCCGAAGCCGUCCGAGAGCGACACUGGAUCAAGAUCUUCAAGAUGUUGAAGCCUAGCAAGCGGUAUAGCCAGCUGAGUAUGACCCUAGGCGACGUCUGGGACCUGCAGCUCGGUCCGUCCGAGAAUAUCAUCCGGGACGUGAUCGCGCAAGCGCAAGGCGAAAUGGCUCUCGAAGAGUUCGUGCGACAGGUUCGCGAAACGUGGUCAACCUACGCAUUGGACUUGAUCCCUUACCAGACGAAAUGCCGGCUCAUCCGAGGAUGGGACGACCUCUUCGCGAAGUGUAGCGAGAAUCUCAACUCGUUGCAGGCGAUGCGUCAUUCCCCGUACUAUAAGGAGUUCGAGGAAGAGGCAAGCAACUGGGAAGAGAAGCUGAAUCGGGUCCAUGUGCUUUUCGAUGUUUGGAUCGAUGUGCAGCGGCAAUGGGUUUAUCUCGAAGGCGUGUUCACCGGCAACGCAGAUAUCAAGCACCUGCUUCCGAUGGAGUCCGGCCGAUUCCAGAACAUCAACUCCGAGUUCCUCGACCUGAUGAAGAAGGUCGUUCGUUCGCCGUUCGUUCUGGAAGUGCUCACCAUCCCGGGAGUCCAGGAGAAACUUGAGCGGUUAGCGCAGCUCCUCGGCAAGAUCCAGAAAGCGCUUGGAGAGUAUCUCGAGCGCGAGCGCGUCUCGUUCCCUCGGUUCUACUUCGUCGGGGACGAGGAUCUGUUGGAGAUUAUCGGCAACAGUAACAACACUACACGUGUCGCCAAGCAUCUCCGAAAGAUGUUCGCCGGCAUCGCAGGCCUCAUCACAAAUGACGACAACAUAAUCUUGGGGUUGACAUCGCGAGAGGGUGAGCAAGUGAUGCUCAGGCGUGAAGUCUCCCUUGUUAAGAUCCCUAAAGUUAACGAGUGGCUCGCCGCUCUGGAACUUAGCAUGAAGACGACUCUCGCAGAGCUCCUUGCAGACGCCGUAGCUCAGUUUACAGAAAUCCUCGCUGCGCCGACGAUCGAUGCAGCUUCAUUCGAUGAAUACGUUUCGACGUUCCCCGCCCAAAUCGUCGUUCUUGGGUCGCAGGUCUGCUGGACCAACUCUGUGGAAGCGUGCUUACGUAGCGGCGGCGAGGGACUGUCCGCGCUUCACUCACAACAACUUGCGCUGCUUCGCAUUCUCGCUGGCGGCGUACUCACCGACCUCGAUGCGUUGCAGAGAAAGAAGUACGAGCAUUUGAUCACGGAGUUCGUGCACCAGCGCGAUGUGACGGAGAAUCUGCAGAAAGUGCAUGCAGACUCGCCAUCACAUUACCUUUGGUUAGCCCAGAUGCGGUAUGCGUACAAGCCAGAUCAGGAGCUUUUGAAGCGACUGAACGUCGACAUGACCAAUGCCAGCCUCGUGUACGGGUACGAAUAUCUCGGCGUUGCUGAUCGUCUCGUUCGCACUCCACUUACGGACCGAUGCUUCAUGACUCUCACACAGGCUCUAUCCCAACGUCUCGGAGGUUCGCCGUACGGACCCGCAGGAACUGGUAAGACUGAGUCCGUCAAGGCACUCGGGCUUCAACUGGGACGCUUUACGCUCGUGUUCUGUUGUGACGACACGUUCGAUUUCCAAGCAAUGGGACGCAUCUUCCUCGGUAUCUGUCAAGUCGGGGCAUGGGGUUGCUUCGACGAAUUUAACCGUCUCGAAGAGCGGAUCCUGUCGGCUGUGUCUCAGCAAAUCCAAAACAUCCAGCUGGGUCUCCGAAAGGGACAACAGGACCCCAAACAUCAGAUCGACCUCAUUGGACGGAAUCUUCGCGUGGAGCCGAACACGGGAAUCUUCAUCACCAUGAAUCCAGGGUAUGCCGGCCGAUCCAACCUUCCGGAUAACCUGAAGAAGCUUUUCCGGAGUGUCGCCAUGUCGAAGCCGGACAAGGAGCUCAUUGCGGAGGUCAUGCUUUACUCGCAAGGUUUCUCCUGUGCCAAAGAACUCUCCCGACAAACGGUUCCGUUCUUCGAUCUAUGCGCUCGGCGGUUAUCGAAGCAGGCACAUUACGACUUCGGCCUGCGUGCGUUAAAGAGUGUGCUGGUCAGCUCUGGUGGCUUGAAGCGAGCAAGACUGGCUUCUCAGGAUAGCGAGAGUCUAAAAGAAGACGUUGUGGAACCCCAGAUCAUCGUGCAAAGCCUCCGGGAAACCAUGGGACCAAAGCUAAUUGGGCAAGAUGUGAUUGAAAUGCAUAAAAUUGAGCAUGACUCAUUCCCAGGCGUUGAGUAUGUCCCUGCACCUUUGAAUGACCUCAAGGAGGCCAUCAAAGAAGUUGCUGCAGAGAGGAGACUCGUUGUCAAUGAUGACUGGCUGGCAAAAACCCUUCAGCUCUUCCAGAUUCAGGGGUUGCAUCACGGUGUGAUGAUGGUCGGUGCAUCUGGGUCAGGAAAAUCCAGCGCGUGGAGCGUGUUAUUACAAGCGCUUCAGAAAGUCGAAGGCGUCGAAGGAGUGUCCCAUGUCAUUGACCCGAAAGUCAUGUCAAAAGAAGAGCUGUACGGCACAUUGGAUAGCACGACGAGAGAAUGGACCGACGGUUUAUUCACGAGCAUCCUGCGGAAGAUUGUCGAUAACCUUCGCGGCGAAGAUACCAGGAGACACUGGAUCAUUUUCGAUGGAGAUGUUGACCCUGAAUGGGUCGAGAACUUGAAUUCGGUCUUGGACGACAACAAGCUCCUCACUCUACCCAAUGGGGAGCGUUUGAGCCUUCCUCCCAAUGUCCGGAUUAUGUUCGAAGUCGAGACUCUCAAGUACGCGACAUUGGCUACCGUCAGUCGCUGCGGUAUGGUCUGGUUUAGUGCCGAUACUGUAACGACGGAAAUGAUGAUAUCCAACUAUCUCGCCAACCUCCGCCAAGUUCCCAUCGAAGACGUGGAGGACGAUUCCGUUCCCCCAGCCGAGCUGCAGCAGAAGAACCUUCUGGUUCAAUCCCACGUUGCCGAUUUCCUCCAGGCUAAAGUCGAUCGCGACAACUUCAUCGAGAAGACUCUCGAGCAAGCGCGCAACUUCCGUCAUAUUAUGGAAUUCACCGCGAUCCGAGCGCUCAAUACGCUUUUCUCGUUGCUCAACAAAGCAUGCCGGACUAUUUUGGAGUACAACAUCCAGCAUGCGGACUUCCCGCUCGAGCUGGAGCAGAUCGAAGCGUUUUUGUCUAAAAAGCUGCUCAUCGCGCUCGUCUGGUCUCUAGUUGGGGAUUGCCCGUUGGCUGACCGCAAGACGUUUGGAGACAUGGUUGCUGGCUUGACCACCGUCGAUGUUCCUGUCUUGACCGAUGCGUCCUCCCUUAUCGACUACGAAGUGUUAUUGCCAAGGGCUGAAUGGACUAUGUGGCAGAACCAGGUGCCGGCGAUUGAAGUGAACACCCAUUCGGUUACCCAGACGGACGUUGUCAUUCCAACAUUGGAUACGGUGAGACACGAAGAAGUCCUCUACUCAUGGCUCGCUGAACACAAGCCUCUGCUGCUGUGCGGUCCACCUGGAUCAGGCAAGACGAUGACGCUGUUUAGCGCGCUCAGGAAACUUCCAAACAUGGAAACCGUCGGUCUGAACUUCUCAAGUGCAACGACCCCCGAGCUGCUCGUUAAGACCUUUGAACAACACUGUGAGUAUAAGAAAACACUCAACGGGGUUAUUCUCUCGCCUCGGCAGAUCGGCAGGUGGCUCGUCGUCUUCUGUGACGAAAUCAAUCUUCCGGCCCCGGACAAGUAUGGUACUCAACGUGCCAUCUCCUUCCUCCGACAGUUGGUGGAGCAAAACGGUUUCUGGAGGACAACUGACAAGACAUGGGUGACCUUGGACCGCAUUCAAUUUGUUGGCGCAUGUAACCCUCCUACGGAUGCCGGCCGGACGCCGAUGGGCUCACGUUUCCUACGACAUGCUCCUUUAAUCAUGGUCGAUUAUCCCGGACAGCAGUCUCUGCUCCAAAUCUAUGGGACAUUCAACAAUGCCGUGCUCAAGAUUCUUCCCUCCCUGCGUGGUCAUGCAGAUGCUCUCACGAAGGCUAUGGUUCAGCUUUAUGCCGAGUCGCAGAAACGCUUUACGCCAGACAUCCAACCCCACUACGUCUAUUCUCCUCGUGAACUAACCCGCUGGGUGAGAGGUCUCUACGAAGCGAUCAAGCCACUGGAGAACCUGUCUGUGGAGGGCCUGGUUCGCAUCUGGGCCCACGAAGCUUUACGAUUAUUCCAGGAUCGACUCGUGGACGAGGACGAGCGAAACUGGACUGAGGAUUGUAUUCGCCGCGUGGCGCUGGAGCACUUCCCUGUCAUUGAUGAAGAAAAAUCACUUGGUGGACCGAUUCUAUUCUCGAAUUGGCUUUCCAAGAACUACGUGCCCGUGGACAGAGGCGAACUCCGCGAAUUCGUAAAAGCGAGACUCAAGACAUUCUGCGAGGAAGAGCUCGACGUGCCAUUGAUCUUGUUCAAUGAUGUCUUGGAACAUGUCCUCCGUAUUGACCGUGUCUUCCGUCAACCACAAGGUCAUCUUAUCCUUAUUGGAGUCAGCGGAAGUGGAAAGACGACCCUGUCCCGGUUUGUCGCAUGGAUGAACGGCCUGAUGGUCUAUCAGAUCAAAGUGCACGGAAAAUACUCAGCGGCCGAUUUCGAUGACGACCUUCGAAACGUGCUUCGAAGAUGUGGCUGCAAAGGCGAGAAGAUUUGCUUCAUCAUGGAUGAGUCGAACGUCUUGGAUUCUGGCUUCUUGGAACGCAUGAAUACGCUGCUUGCCAAUGCUGAGGUUCCUGGAUUGUUCGAAGGCGACGAAUACGCCACGCUCAUGACAUCGUGUCGUGAAGGGGCUCAGAGGCAAGGUCUCCUCCUUGACUCCAAUGAGGAGCUCUAUAAGUGGUUCACGCAGCAGAUCAUCAAGAAUUUGCACGUCGUCUUCACAAUGAAUCCGCCAGAAGAAGGUCUUUCAUCCAAAGCCGCCACUAGCCCUGCACUGUUCAAUCGUUGCGUCCUUAAUUGGUUCGGCGACUGGUCAGAUCAAGCUCUAUUCCAGGUUGGUUCGGAACUCACACAAUCAAUCGACCUGGAUCGAUCGUCUUACACGGCGCCCGAUACCCUGCCUGCGGCAUACCCAGACCUCAUCCUCCCGCCUUCACAUCGCGAUGCAGUGGUCAACUCUAUGGUCUUCAUACAUCAUUCAAUUGCCCAUCUCAACUCCCGCCUCCAGAAGCAGCAUAACAAGACGACGUAUCUCACACCUCGUCACUUCCUAGACUUUGUGGCACAAUACGCGAAACUCCACCACGAGAAACGAGAAGACCUAGAGGAGCAACAGCGGCAUUUGAACGUUGGUCUGGACAAAUUGCGCGAGACUGUCGACAAAGUCCGCGAUCUUCGGCAUAGCCUUGCUGAUAAGAAGAGCCAAUUAGAGCGAAAGGAUGCCGAAGCAAACGAGAAACUCCAACGGAUGAUUGCGGAUCAACGUGAAGCGGAGAAGCGCAAAGCGGCGUCACUUGAAAUCCGGGAAGCGUUGGAGAAGCAAGAGCAGGAAAUCACUGCUCGUCGCGCAGUCGUGGAGCAGGAUCUGGCGAGGGCAGAACCGGCAGUCCUCGAAGCGCAGAAGAGCGUCAGCAACAUCAAGAGGCAGCAUUUGACUGAGGUCAGAUCCAUGACGAGCCCUCCGGCUGGCGUGAAGCUCGCAUUGGAGUCUGUCUGCACACUGCUAGGACAUAAAGCUGCAGAUUGGAGGGCCAUUCAAGCAAUCAUCCGUCGCGACGAUUUUAUUGCUAGCAUUGUUACCUACGACAAUGAGGCCCAAAUGACGAAGAACCUCCGUGUUCGUAUGAGGAACGAGUUCCUGUCUAAGGAGGAGUUCACCUUCGAACGGGUUAAUCGUGCAAGCAGGGCAUGCGGUCCUCUUGUACAAUGGGUCGAGGCUCAAGUCAACUUCUCCGAGAUUCUUGAUCGAGUCGGACCACUCCGCGAGGAGGUUGUCCAGCUGCAGGAUGAUUCGGAGCAAACCAAGGCGGAGGCGAUGGCUGUUGAGAACGAAGUUAAGAGGCUCGAGGCGAGCAUUGGACGAUACAAGGAGGAAUAUGCGGCCUUGAUCAGCCAAACCCAAUCCAUCUCAACGGAGAUGAAGAGAGUGCAAAACAAGGUGGACCGAAGCGUCAGACUUCUUGAGAGCUUGUCUUCGGAGCGAGGGCGUUGGGAGGAGACGAGCAAGUCGUUUGAGACACAGAUUGACACGCUUGUUGGCGACGUUCUCGUUGCGGCGGCCUUCGUCACGUAUGGAGGCUUCUACGACCAACAAUACCGCCAGAAGAUGAGUGAUGACUGGCGCCAACAGCUCACGCUUUCCGGAAUCAAGUUCAAGCCUCUCAACCCAGUUACGGAAUAUCUCUCUUCCGCGGAUGAGCGCUUGAAAUGGCAGGCGAAUACGUUGCCUGUGGAUGAUCUGUGCACGGAGAACGCAAUCAUCCUCAAGAGGUUCAACCGUUAUCCUCUCAUCAUCGAUCCAUCGGGCCGAGUGAACGAGUUCCUACAGAAUGAGUGCAAGGACCGCCGUCUCACCGUCACCAGCUUCUUAGACGAUUCCUUCGUGAAGCAACUCGAGAGCUCAUUACGAUUUGGCAACCCGAUUCUCAUCCAAGAUGCCGAGCAUCUCGAUCCAAUCCUGACUCAUGUCCUGAACAAAGAAUACCAGAAGACCGGUGGCCGUGUUCUUAUCCAACUUGGAAAGCAAGAGAUCGAUUUUUCGCCUUCAUUCAAAUUGUACCUGUCAACCCGGGAUCCCUCAGCGACCUUCGCACCGGAUAUCUGCAGCCGCACCACCUUUGUCAACUUCACCAUUACCCAAAGCAGUCUUCGAACCCAAUCGCUCAAUGAGGUGCUCAAGUCCGAAAGACCAGAUGUCGAUGAGAGGCGCUCGAACCUCAUCAAGAUGCAGGGAGAGUUCAACGUUCAUCUCCGACAGCUUGAGAAGCAGCUAUUGCAGGCCCUUAACGAGUCUCGGGGCAAUAUCCUCGAUGAUGACAAUGUUAUUGAGACCCUUGAAACACUCAAAAAAGAAGCGGGAGAAAUCAGUGCCAAGGUUGAAGAGACAGAAGGUGUUAUGACUGAAGUCGAGAACAUUACCCUACAGUACACUGGCAUUGCUCGCUCAUGCGCUGCAAUCUUUGCUGUUCUGGAGCAAGUGCAUCACAUCAAUCAUUUCUACCAGUUCUCCUUGCAGUAUUUCAUCGACAUUUUCGAAACCGUCCUCAGUCGUGCGCGGCAAGCUAAGGAGACGCACCAUCAAGCGCGGAUCGACCUCAUCAUUCGCGAGCUGUUCAUCAACACUUAUCGGCGUACCUCCAUGUCACUUUUGCAGAAGGAUCGAGUCACGCUCGCGAUGCUUCUUGCGCAAGCAGCUCCGUUCAAGAUGGACAAAACUUUAAUUGACUUGGUGCUCGACAAGGACCUUGAAGGCCUCGAUGUGUCUACCGAGACUACGCGCAAGGAUGAAGCAAUGGCGAGAGCAAUGAAGCUCCGGGUGUUCAAAGACCACAUCAACGCCAUUCCUUCCGAAGCCUGGGACAAGUUUUCCACCGAAGAACUCGCCGAACAACAUAUCCCACCGGUAUGGAGCUCCAAUGUCGACCGAUACGAUCAACAACUGCGGUCACUCGUGCUGGUCAAAAUCUUCCGCAUUGACCGUCUUGUUCCUGCGGUGGAGCGUUUUGUGACCACCGUCUUCGGUAAAGAUCUCCUCGACGCGUCUGGAGAUCUGGGCGAUAUAGUGGACCAAGUCCAGUCAACUACGCCCAUCGCACUCAGUUCGUCUCCUGGUUUCGACGCCAGCUACAAGGUCGACAACCUCGUCGAGCGCAUGGGUGUUCAUUGCACGAACAUUGCGAUGGGUUCUUCGGAAGGCCUCGCCAGUGCAGACAAGGCAGUGAGCAACGCCGCAGCAACCGGCUCGUGGGUGCUCGUCAAAAACGUGCAUCUUGCACCCACCUGGCUUCAGAGUCUUGAGAAACGCAUCGACUCGUUGAAGCCGCACAAGGAUUUCCGCCUGUUUUUGAGCAUGGAGACCAGUCCAAAGAUCCCGGUCAAUUUGCUCCGGGCAAGCCGAGUCUUGAUGUAUGAGCAGCCAGCAGGCAUUCGGGCGAACAUGAAAGAUUCGCUUGCUAGCGCGGCGAACCGAGCUACGCAGGAGCCGGUCGAGAGAGCAAGAAUAUACUUUUUGCUCUCUUUCCUACAUGCGGUGGUGCAGGAGAGGUUGCGGUAUGCGCCGCGGUUGGGUUGGAAGGGGUUCUGGGAGUUCAAUGACAGCGACUACGAAUGCUGCGCAUUUAUCAUUGACUACUGGGUCGAUUCCGCCGCCCAAUCCCGCUCCAACAUCAACCCCACUUCCAUCCCAUGGGACAUCAUACGCGUUCUUAUCACGGAGAUGUACGGCGGCAAAAUCGAUGACGAAGAGGAUCACGCGGUCCUGAGCAAUCUCGUCUCAUCCUUCAUGACGCCCGAUGCAUUCGAGGAAAACCAUCUCCUCGUUCAGCCGAGCAAAGACGCGGAGAAUGGCCUCGCCGUACCGCCGCAAACGUCGUGGAAAGCGUUUAUGGACUGGGUCAACGUCCUGCCUGAGCGAGAACCGCCCGCAUUCCUGGGCUUGCCUGCCAAUGCAGAGAAGUUGUUGCUGAAGGCGCAGGCGAAGGAGAUGGUGGGGGAUCUGGGGAUGAUCAUGGAUUUGCUGGAUGAAGGGGAGAGGAUCAUGGCGGAAGCGGAAGAAGUGUAAAAGAUACCCCUUUUUUUUUUGUUCAGAUUGACUUGGGUUUUCUGUGGGCUGGUGGUGGACAUGCUCUGGUGAUCAGAGAGGCGUUUCGGUUAUGUGUAGCGGUCAUUUGGGUUGGAGCGAUUCACAUAGUAGG
Eremomyces bilateralis CBS 781.70 is the source of this 13384-nucleotide messenger RNA. RefSeq names its product putative dynein heavy chain, cytosolic. Gene Ontology annotation, molecular function: ATP binding; dynein light intermediate chain binding; ATP hydrolysis activity. Gene Ontology annotation, cellular component: dynein complex. The coding region runs from base 160 to 13251 and encodes 4363 amino acids. Gene Ontology annotation, biological process: microtubule-based movement. NCBI's taxonomy places the organism in Eukaryota, Fungi, Ascomycota, Dothideomycetes, Eremomycetales, Eremomycetaceae. The record is from RefSeq and is a predicted model, not a curated record. The transcript is spliced from 3 exons.